Anisakis simplex (herring worm) is the source of this 190-nucleotide messenger RNA. Lineage: Eukaryota; Metazoa; Nematoda; Chromadorea; Rhabditida; Anisakidae. The record is from the annotation of a GenBank genome assembly.
AAAUUAGAAAGUUCCGAUCAUCCAACCCUCAAAGCACUCAACGAUGAUUUGUACGUACGAACUGCGAAAGCUAUACAUUUAUAUCGGACCGGCGAUGUUCGUCAAGCGAAUAAAAUUACCACUCAAAUAUUGGAAGAUGCUGGAAUGUUUCAGCAAUCAGCCACUCAAUAUGAUUAGUUUUGUGUUUUAA